GAGCCCGUCUCUCGCGCUCGCCCGUUGACGGCAAGGAUCCUUCGAAAGGAAAAGGAAAGGGAGCGGACAUGAAACCCUCGACGAAGAAGAGGAGCAGGAAGAAGAAGAGGAAGCCCGCCCCCGCCCCCGGAUCGGAUCCCGCCAAAGAGGAAGAGGCGGCGGCCUCGGCGGCGGAGAUCCUCGUCAACGGCGGUAGCGAUGACGAGCAGAAGCGAGCCCUAAAUUGGUUGAUCGACGCCUUCACUUCCGUGUCCGUCGAUCAGAUCGCCUCUGCGUACCGCGAGGCUGGCGGCGACCCCUUCAAGGCGGCCGGAAUCCUCGGGGCCCGGCUCGACGACCCCGCGGUGGGACCGGCGGGAGGCCGUGAGGCGAUGGGGUCGGGUAACGGCUUUGGAGGGAGUCGAAGGCACAAGAGGGUCGCUGCGGCCACGGGGAUGGUGUCGGAUGUGAUCGGGAAGGGUUAUAGCGGUUGCGGGAGGAGGAAUAAAGAUAGGAUCGUGACUAAUUUACAAAGUAAGGGGUGUAUGAAUAGGAUGUACAAGGUCGAGGAGGCUGAGCAGUUCUUGUGUUCGAUGCUCGGAGAUGAGUCUGAGCUUGGCAUGGGUGUUGUCACGGAUGUUUUAGACCAAUGUGGAUGCGAUAUUGAAAAGGCUUUAGAAGUUUUACUGGAUAUAUCAGCUUCCUCAUGUAAUAAAUUAAAGGAAAAAGAAAGUCAAAACCGUGGCAUACCCAGGACAAACUAUUCAUACACCUGUCCUGAAACAUCCAGCAAUGACCAUCCAAAGAACACCAUAAAUUCAUUCCAGUUAAGAGAUAGGACAUCUGAUUCAGCAUAUCAUUUAUCUGAAAAAGAACAUGUUUUCCAACCAUUUGUUGGAUAUAGUAACAGGGAGCAUGGACUUGUGCUUGCUGACAAUGAGGUACCACUACCAUCCAAAUCAGAACAAUCGAAACCAGCUCUCCAGCAAAAAGUCUUAGAGUCAUUGUUUAACAUCCCUAACUCACCCAAGCAUGAAUCAAAUUGUAUGAAUUGGAAAAAGGUAGUUACAAAGGUAGAAUCAUUUGGUCAGGGUUUAGAGUUCUGUUCAUCAAGCACAGAAGAUACUCAAUCAAAUGCUGCAUAUGGUAAAGAAGAUGACUAUCAAGUGUUUCGUGGUGUUUCAAAGAAGCAUUGGGAUAAGAUGCGAACCUACUACCAAGAAGCUGCAAUGGCAUACUCAAGAGGUGAGCGUGCUCAUGCUUCUUAUCUGUCAGAAAAGGGGAAGCUUUACCGAGAUAUAGCACGUGAGGCAGAUGAGAAAGCUAGUCGAGAGAUUUUUGAAACCAGAAACAAGCACAUUAAAAACAUGGUCACCAUUGAUUUACAUGGGCAACAUGUUAAGCAAGCAAUAGGACUUCUGAAACUUCACCUCCUAUUGUUCACAUAUAUUCCCUCUGUCCCAUAUCUUAAAGUUAUCACUGGAUGUGGUGCUGAUGGUGUCGGAAAGGGAAAAUUGAAGCAUGCGGUGCUUGGCCUCGUGGAAAAAGAAGGUGUCAAGUGGAGAGAAGAGAAUGCUGGGACUUUAAUCCUCAGUCUCGAUGAACCAAAAGAGUACAGUUUUGUGAAAUGUGAUACUGAUUCCGAGUAGGCUCAGCUUAGCCGGUGUUAAUAGUAGUGUACAGUGCUACUGACAUGGACCGAUGUUUUAAGCUCGCCAUCAGUUACAUAGCCUGUGUAACAUAUAUCCACUGCGACCAAACGAUGUAGGCGAUUGGUGUUCAGGCACUCCAAUCAAGUGAUUUAGAGUUUUAAGCAGCAAGGUCAGGAGAAUCUGUACAACUAAGACUAAUUAUUGUGUUUGGGAAUGAAACGUAGCUGAUUGGGUUCUCAGUGCAU
Molecule: messenger RNA, 1876 nt
Organism: Musa acuminata subsp. malaccensis (wild Malaysian banana)
Lineage: Eukaryota; Viridiplantae; Streptophyta; Magnoliopsida; Zingiberales; Musaceae
Product: SMR domain-containing protein At5g58720
Source: RefSeq, a predicted model, not a curated record